AUCAGUGCCACAUGAAUGCCACAUAUCAGUGCAUACCAUCAGUGCCACCUAUCAAUGCCAAUCAGUGCCACCUAUCAGUGCUGCCAAUCAGUGCCGCCUAUCAGUGCCAGUCAGUGCCGCCUAUCAGUGCUGCCUAUCAGUGCCAUGUAUCAGUGCUGCCUUUCAGUGCCCAUCAGUGAUGCCUGUCAAUGCCCAUCAGUGCCACCUACCAGUGCCUCAUCAGUGCCCAUCAGUGCCACUUAUCAGUGUCCAUCAGUGCAGCUAUCAGUGCCCAUCACUGCAGCCUCAUUAGUGCACAUCAGU
This is a messenger RNA of Staurois parvus, 303 nucleotides long. The record is from the annotation of a GenBank genome assembly. NCBI's taxonomy places the organism in Eukaryota, Metazoa, Chordata, Amphibia, Anura, Ranidae.